AUGUCGUCCUCUCCCGCCCCGGUGCUCAAGAAGCCCAUCAACAUCUCGUGUAUCCAGCUUGCCUCGGGCGCCGACAAGGAUGCCAACCUCAAGCACGCCGCCGAAAAGGUUGCCGAGGCCGCCCAGUCGGGCUCCAAGCUCGUGAUCCUGCCCGAGUGCUUCAACUCGCCCUACGGGUGCGACUACUUCCCCAAGUACGCAGAGACGCUGCUCCCGUCGCCGCCGACAAAGGAGCAGUCGCCUUCGUUCCACGCCCUGUCUGCCAUGGCCGCCGAGAACAACGUCUAUCUCGUCGGCGGCUCCGUCCCCGAGCUGAACCCCGAGACCAAGAAAUACUACAACACCAGCCUUACGUUUGGCCCCGACGGCAAGCUGCUGGGCACCCACCGCAAAGUCCACCUGUUCGACAUUGACAUCCCCGGCAAGAUCACCUUCAAGGAAUCCGAGGUUCUCAGCGGUGGCAACAAGCUGACCCUCAUCGACCUGCCCGAGUACGGCACCAUUGCCGUCGCCAUCUGCUACGACGUCCGCUUCCCCGAGCUCGCCACCAUCGCCGCCCGCCGCGGUGCCUUUGCCCUCAUCUAUCCCGGCGCGUUCAACCUUACCACUGGCGCCUUGCACUGGCGCCUGCUGGCUCAGGCUCGUGCUGUCGACAACCAGAUCUACGUCGCCCUGUGCAGCCCUGCCAGAGACAUGAGCGCCAGCUACAACGCCUGGGGGCACAGCUUGAUUGUCAACCCAAUGGCCAAGGUUUUAGUCGAGGCCGAGGAGACGGAGACGAUUGUCCAGGCGGAGCUAGUUGGCGAGGAUAUUGCCGAGGCCCGGAAGAACAUCCCGUUGAACAACCAGAGAAGAUUUGAUGUAUACCCCGAUGUAAAUCAAGGCAAGAUCUCGUUUGACGAGCUGUGA
This is a messenger RNA of Trichoderma aggressivum f. europaeum, 909 nucleotides long. RefSeq lists its product as uncharacterized. The transcript has a single exon. The record is from RefSeq and is a predicted model, not a curated record. Gene Ontology annotation, molecular function: omega-amidase activity. Bases 1 to 909 code for a protein of 302 amino acids. Gene Ontology annotation, biological process: oxaloacetate metabolic process; L-glutamine metabolic process. Gene Ontology annotation, cellular component: mitochondrion. Lineage: Eukaryota; Fungi; Ascomycota; Sordariomycetes; Hypocreales; Hypocreaceae.